Messenger RNA from Ostrinia furnacalis (Asian corn borer), 1850 nucleotides. RefSeq names its product arylsulfatase B. Gene Ontology annotation, molecular function: sulfuric ester hydrolase activity. The coding region runs from base 62 to 1678 and encodes 538 amino acids. The record is from RefSeq and is a predicted model, not a curated record. The transcript is spliced from 12 exons. NCBI's taxonomy places the organism in Eukaryota, Metazoa, Arthropoda, Insecta, Lepidoptera, Crambidae.
GCCCAAGCUGCGUGCUUUGACAGUCGCGCUCGGCCGCGCCCGCGCAUCGGACAAAUACAGAAUGCUUGCGCUCGCGUUUGUGCUUGCUUUCGCGAGCGCUUGCGCCGCCAGACCACACAUCGUGCUUAUAGUCGCCGAUGACUUGGGCUGGAACGAUGUGGGCUUCCACGGGUCGAACCAGAUCCCGACGCCGAAUCUGGACGCCCUGGGGAUGUCAGGUGUCAUCUUGCAGCACCACUACGUGACGCCUAUCUGCACACCUUCCCGGUCUGCACUCAUGACUGGGAAAUACCCCAUCCAUACUGGAAUGCAACACAACGUGAUCUACGGCUCUGAGCCGCGAGGUCUGCCGCUGUCUGAAAAGAUCUUGCCUCAAUACCUGAAGGAGCUCGGCUACCGUACCCACCUCGUCGGCAAGUGGCACCUCGGCAGUUACAAGAAGGAAUACUUGCCUAAACAACGAGGGUUUGAGACUCACACUGGCUUCGUUGCAGGUAAAAUUGACAUGUUCGAUCAUACGAACGCGGAAAGGGGGUCUUGGGGAUUCGAUUUCAGGACUGAUUCAGAAUUAGUUGCUCACGAUUUAUUUGGCCAAUACGCAACAGAUGUAUUCACAAAUGAAGCCGUGCGGCGUAUACACGGGCACAAUAAGUCGGAGCCGUUAUUUCUGAUGGUGGCGCACUCUGCCGUUCACACCGGCAACCCUUACGAGCCCAUCCGAGCUCCGGACAAAGAUAUCGAGAAGUUCGCCCACAUCAAGGAUCAACAAAGACGGAAAUUCGCAGGAGUACUAUGGAAACUGGACGAGUCAGUAGGCAAAGUGGUACAAGCCCUGGAAGCUAACGGACUACUGGAAAACUCGAUUAUUCUAUUCACAACUGACAACGGCGGCCCGGCAGCUGGCUUCAACGACAAUGCCGCUUCUAACUAUCCUUUGAGAGGGGUAAAGAAUACAUUGUGGGAAGGCGGAGUGCGUGGUGUAUCAGCGUUAUGGAGCCCACUACUGGUCAGCAGGUCACGUGUGGCCACGCAAACAGUGCACAUCACGGACUGGCUGCCCACGCUUUAUACUGCCGCAGGGGGCGAUACUAGUAUAUUCAAAGAUAUAGACGGUUUCGACCUAUGGGAAGCGUUGUCUCAUGACGUAAAGUCAGACAGAACAUCCAUAGUCCACAACAUAGACGACAUUUGGGGCAGCGCUGCUAUUACUGUUGACCAGUGGAAAUUAGUUAAAGGAACAAAUUACAAAGGAACAUGGGAUAAUUGGUAUGGCCCCGACGGUCGCGAAGGAACUUACGAAGUAGAUCUAAUUUUGAAGUCGCCUGCAGGUCAGGCCAUAAACAAGCUGGGUUUGAUGCCUGAUAAGGACAAAAUCAGGCAAUUAAGAGAGGAAGCUACCGUGAACUGCAAUGCAAGUAUCGUCCCUAUCACAUGUAAACCGCUGGUCGCGCCCUGUCUCUUCAACAUCAAAGAAGACCCGUGCGAACAGAGAAACUUAGCUGAAGAAGAACCAGAAAUACUAGAAAGACUGCUAAAAGAGCUUAGUGAAGCAAACCAAACAGCAGUACCGCCAAACAAUAAAGAAUUAGACGUACGUGGUGACCCAAAGUACUGGGGGCGAGUGUACUUUAACUUUGGAGACUUCGAAAUGGAUGAUCCAAGCCAGAUCAAUUUAUGAAACGACAAAGGCUGAUAAACUAGUAAACCAAACGAUGGGUUCAUGAAUAUUGUUCAAUGCAUUUAAGUGUAUUUGUUGUGAAAUGUUUUAAGUAAGUGAUACAUUCAUACAUAAGUACAAAACAUUUUAUUGUUAAUAUCAAAUAGGUAAUAAAACUUUUUAUUACUUUUGA